AUGUGGUUUAAUUAUUCCUUCGUUCAUUCGCCCGUUCAUUCAUUCAUAUCUUUGUUCAUUCGUUUCUUCAUUCAUUCAUUUUCUUUCUUUCGUUCGUUUCUUCCUUCGCCCGCUUGUUCGUCACCUCGUUCGUUCGUUCGUUCCUUCGUUUCUUCAUUCAUUCAUUUCUUAUUUCCUUCGUCCGUUUGUUUGAGCGUUCCUUCCUUUCUCGUUUGUUCCUUCCUUUUAUCCCUUCGUUCGUUCAUUCCUUCCUUCCUUUCUCCUCCUUGCCUCCUCCUUCGUUUUUUCCUCCUUCCUUUCUUCGAACGUUUCUUCGUUCGUUUGUUCCUUCAUUCGUUUGCUCCUUCUUUGUUCGUCCGUUUCUUCCUUAUUCGUUCGUUUGUUCGGUUCUUCCUUCCUUCCUUCCUUCCUUCCAUCCUUCCUUCUUUUUUUUUCGUUCGUUCCUUCUUCGUUUGUUCUUCCUUCCCUCCUUUUCAUUCGUUCGUUCGUUCGUUUGUUCGUUCGUUCCUUCUUUGUUCUUCCUUCGUCCUUUCGUUCCCUCGUUCCUUUCUUCUCUCCGGAAUAUGCGCAGUUGUUCGAAAUGCAACAUAA
This is a messenger RNA of Acanthosepion pharaonis, 591 nucleotides long. NCBI's taxonomy places the organism in Eukaryota, Metazoa, Mollusca, Cephalopoda, Sepiida, Sepiidae. The record is from the annotation of a GenBank genome assembly.